AUGGACGUUCCAGUCGAUGUGGACCGCUUCUGCAACGAAGUCAUUGAAGAAGGCAUUGCUGCGCAGGAUGGUGUUGAUGGACAACGCCAAGCUUCUUCGUCUGUGCAACAGCCCCCAACGGCAGUUAGUGGCACAUUUGUUAAUGCGCACGCGAGAGACGUGCAAUGUAAAGUCGAAGAGUCGUCUGAAGCAAGAACGUAUUCGGAGGAAUUCGACUUUGGCACAGAUGAACAGCAAUGUAUAUAUGAACAGCAGCGUUUCUCUAGCGAGCGAGGAGGAGUUGAGCAGCACAGAGUCAGCGGACGAGGAAGAUUGUCACAUAGUUCCUCAGCAGCAUUAGCUGCAUUAAGUCCACACAAUUAUUGCAGUCAACCAACGAUUGUUCAGACACCAACAUUUAACCAACAAACCCAUAAAAACUACCAAAAACACCACAAAAAUACCAACAAACAAAGCACAGGCACACAAAGUCAAUCACUAUACCAACAGCAUCAGUCAAUCUCAAGCAGCGAUUACAUUUCGGAUAACGGUUUACUCGGCGCCUUACAUGAGGUGCCAAGCCCCUUCAAAGAAGAACAGUACCGUCAGCCGCAUUCUAUUGCUUCCUCAUCCUCUACUUUUUAUAACUGCUCUUCCAACAUUUUAGCUAACAAUUCAUACUCCAAUUAUGAGAAAUAUCAAGACAUUAAUGAGGAGUGUUAUGAAGAAAAUGUUGAGUCUCCAAUGUUGCCAUUGUGUCAGAAGAAUGAUUUAGGCAAUGGUGAUUUUGAAGAUUAUCAACAGGAUCCUCACUCUUCAUUUGAUUAUGGUCUAGAACACCAACAACAAUGGAUGAUGGAUACAGUAGAUGAUGAGCAAGUUCUGAUAAAUGAUGGAGAUGAAAUGUUUUACCAGAAUCACCCAGAUAGUUCCUUUUCUUCCACUAAUUUCCCCUUUUUAGUUGAUGGAUUAGAAGAUGAUUCAUCCUCUUUACAAUUAUAAAAAAAUUUUUUUAAAUUUGUUCUUGGAUACCAUUAAAAAUUUUUCAUAGGAGUUUAUUUAUCCGUUGAUAUUAAAUAACCUUGGAAAUUUAAGAUGUAAAUUAAAGAUGAUAUCCCUGAACUGAUUUUGCAUUUUAUGUAUAUGUUUAGUUCCUCUAAAUACACCGUAAAGCCUGUAUUAUUAUGACAUCCUUUAUUUAAAUUUCGGAAGAAUAUCGUGAAAACUAGUGACUAUAAACAGGUCUUACGGUAUUUAUCAUGUAUUUAGGUAUUUUUUGGUAUUUCGACACCUCUAAAAAUGUAACAAUUUUCAUUUUGAAUUUGCUUUUACAGUUAAAUUACUCCCCUAAGUUUGAAUAUCCAAGGAAAACACAAUUUAACAUAACGCCAAGCUUUUAUCAGAUACCAAAAAAUAUUUUAUUUGAAUCCACAGUAUUUUAUUGUCGUCUUUUUUAUAAUUUUUGUAGUAAUUUAUAUAUG
Messenger RNA from Meloidogyne enterolobii, 1460 nucleotides. NCBI's taxonomy places the organism in Eukaryota, Metazoa, Nematoda, Chromadorea, Rhabditida, Meloidogynidae. The record is from the annotation of a GenBank genome assembly.